Coniosporium apollinis CBS 100218 is the source of this 1110-nucleotide messenger RNA. Its product is annotated as L-iditol 2-dehydrogenase. NCBI's taxonomy places the organism in Eukaryota, Fungi, Ascomycota, Dothideomycetes. The record is from RefSeq and is a predicted model, not a curated record. Bases 1 to 1110 code for a protein of 369 amino acids. The transcript is spliced from 2 exons. Gene Ontology annotation, biological process: D-sorbitol catabolic process. Gene Ontology annotation, molecular function: L-iditol 2-dehydrogenase (NAD+) activity.
AUGUCUUCCACAACGACAACCACAGCAUCGAAACCCAACAUCGGCGUCUUCACGAACCCUGAGCACGACCUCUGGGUCGCGGAUGCCGAGCCCUCUCUCGACUCCGUACAAGAUGGCAAAGGUUUAAAGCCGGGCGAAGUUACCAUCGCCAUUAAAAGCACCGGAAUAUGCGGCUCCGACGUUCACUUCUGGCAUGCCGGCGCAAUCGGCCCCAUGAUCGUCACUGGCUCCCACAUCCUCGGUCACGAGUCCUCCGGGCAGAUCCUCUCGGUGCACCCGUCCGUCACUUCCCUCCAGCCCGGCGACCGCGUCGCAAUCGAGCCCAACAUCCCCUGCCUCGCCUGCCAACCCUGCCUCACAGGCCGCUACAACGGCUGCCCAUCCGUCGCUUUCCUCUCCACGCCGCCUGUCCCCGGGCUGCUGAGACGCUAUGUCAAUCAUCCGGCUACGUGGUGCCAUAAGCUCCCCGAGAAUAUGAGCUGGGAGGAAGGUGCGUUGUUGGAGCCGCUGAGUGUUGCGCUCGCGGGCGUGAGCCGGGCCGGGGUCGAGCUGGGGGAGCCGGUGCUGGUGUGUGGGGCUGGGCCGAUUGGGUUGGUGACGCUGCUGUGUUGUAGGGCUGCGGGGGCGUGUCCGGUUGUGGUUACGGAUAUUGAUGAGGGGAGGCUCAAGUUUGCGCGGGAACUGGUGAAGGGGGUCAAGACGUUUAAGGUGGAGCGUGGGCAGAGUGCGGAAGAGUUUGGGGAGAAGAUUACGGAGCUGAUGGGAGGUGUUGAGCCGAGUGUCGCGAUGGAGUGUACGGGCGUGGAAAGCAGUAUUGCGGGCGCGAUCCAGGCGGUCAGGUUUGGGGGGAAGGUGUUUGUGAUUGGGGUCGGGAGGGACGAGAUGAAGAUUCCGUUUAUGAGGUGUAGUACCCGCGAGGUGGAUCUGCAGUUUCAGUACCGGUACGCAAAUACGUGGCCGAAGGCGAUAAGGUUAGUUAGUGGAGGUGUUAUUGAUUUGAAGAAGUUGGUUACGCAUCGCUUUGGGUUGGAGGAGGCGGUGGAGGCGUUCAAGACGGCAGCGGAUCCGAAAACGGGCGCCAUUAAGGUGCAAAUACAGAGUUUGGACUGA